Molecule: messenger RNA, 3843 nt
Organism: Dicentrarchus labrax (European seabass)
Lineage: Eukaryota; Metazoa; Chordata; Actinopteri; Moronidae
Gene: cnih2
Product: cornichon family AMPA receptor auxiliary protein 2
Exons: 6
Coding region: 1605-2087 (160 amino acids)
Biological process (GO): regulation of AMPA receptor activity; vesicle-mediated transport
Cellular component (GO): dendrite; synapse
Source: RefSeq, a predicted model, not a curated record
GUUGACCGUUAUAACAUCAAGCGUGAUAGAAAUAUUUCUCUCGCAGUCUAAGAAAUACAGGAAGAGACAGACAGAGACAGUAGACUCAGGAAACACAUUCAGGUCUGUUUUAAAAAUUUCUGGAAGAGAAAAAAAGAGAGGAGACUUUAGACAGAAAGAAAGGCAAAUAAGGAAGGGGAGACAAUAGAAAGGUGGACUAAUUAACUUAAGACUUCUGAGAGCUUUGGAGAUUUUUGCAACUGGAGUGAUUUCAAAAUCAGAGUAAAUGCGACUCAACAUGUAGAUGUUCUGCAGGUUUCUGGUUAAAAUUUCCCCCUUUUUUACCCCCCAGAGUUGAAUAAUUUACCCUGCACGCAAGCAAAGACAAAUCUAAAUGUUUUUUUGAGAAAUCUGAGGGAUGCGUCUGAGGGAAAGAUGCAGAGCAGAGAAUUCUGACAUGGUGCCGACCCAAAUUGACAGAGACGAGGACAGAGUGGACUGUUCAGUGGCAGACACGUCUCCAACCAGACACAGGUAUUCUCUACUCGAUAUUAAGAUCAGUCAAGAUAUGGAUCCAUGCUAACUAAAACUAUCAAUAAUAUUGUGCUCUGAUCUUGUAUUUGUAAGUCCUCUUGGAAUGCGUGAUAUUGCCAUUGUGAUGUUAAAUAGUUGUUUCGUUUGAAACCAAUAUUUCUUGCCUCACUGAUUUGAAAUUGUAUUAUAUUAUUGCAAAAUCAACCAGUAAUUGGCUUUGUCAGAAUAUAACUGUAAAAUGUGCAAAGCAAUACCUUGUAUCUUCAGCACAUGAUCAGAUUUAUGUGGAGGCAAAUCAUUUUUCAAAGAUUUAGUAAUAAAAUAAGUAAUGUACCAAGAGACUCUCUCUGUAAAUAAUAACUUGCAGCUGAUUUGCAAACUAUAGUUGUUUGCAAACUAUAGUUGUUUACAAACGUGUUUUAAUAUGAUUUAAGAAACAUGCGUCAUUAAUGAGGUUCUGGAUUGAGAGCAACAGAUUAACUGAAAGCCAUACGACAAACUACUGAACUAUCACAAGCCAUAACCAUCUCAGAUAAUAACUCUCAGUUUUUAAAGCGCGGUGCUGUGCUUAGUAUCGACGAGAAUCCUGUGCCUCUGUUGUCAGCGUGUCAGUGAAACACUUUGUGGUGUGCGUUAGUGUGAGGGGGAAAAAAAAUGUGUAGGCUUUGUCAAAAGAGAAACUACAUGGAGGAGGAGGAGGAGGAGACAGACAUUUUGCCUGUCAGAGACUGAAAAGAGGAGCAUCAGGCCAACAACAGACAACUGUGGCUGUGAACAGACAUAUAAGUGCUUCCUAAAUCAAAGCCAGACAGGGGUCGUCCUGCUGUGAGACACACAAGAAGAGAUAAAGACAGAGCAUGAACGGUAGCAGUAAAGCCACUGCUCAAGAUGAUUAUUGAUUGUUACUAAAACUGAGUGCUUUACCUACCUGGACGACACAGACUCAGCUCGCGUCGGAGGGGAAAACAGACAGUAACCUCCAGCAAAGGGAGGAGGGAGAGUGGGCAAUAGCCAAUAGAGAGAAAGAGACAGGGGGUAAACUCCCUUUCUCUCUCUCGACCCAUCUCGUCAUCAGGCUGGCUGGCACAGCCAUGGCGUUCACCUUUGCGGCCUUCUGCUACAUGCUCACCUUGGUGCUGUGCGCUGCUCUCAUCUUCUUUGUCAUAUGGCAGAUCAUUGCAUUUGAUGAGCUCCGCACAGACUUCAAAAACCCCAUUGAUCAGAGCAAUCCCACCAGAGCGAGGGAAAGGAUUCUUAACAUUGAAAGAAUCUGCAACCUGCUUCGCAAAUUGGUGGUACCAGAGUAUUCCAUCCACGGGCUCUUCUGCCUGAUGUUCAUGUGUGCCGGAGAGUGGGUCACACUUGGCCUAAAUAUCCCGCUGCUCUUCUACCAUCUGUGGAGGUUUUUUCAUCGGCCAGCUGAUGGGUCAGAGGUCAUGUAUGAUCCCGUCAGUGUGAUGAAUGCCGACAUUCUCAAUUAUUGCCAGAAGGAGUCCUGGUGUAAGCUGGGCUUUUAUCUGCUCUCAUUCUUCUACUAUCUCUACAGUAUGGUCUACGCCUUGGUGAGCUUCUAACAGACAGGAGAUCUGGAGGAAUAAAAGGAAGGAACAGUAAGAAAGACACAGAAGAACAAAUGGAGACAUCAGCUCUUCCUCUCUCCAUGUAUCCUUCCCAUCACUGGCUUGGGUUUUCAACAGUCUAACCUUGGACAAAACAAAAAGACCAAUCUGAGUGAUAAUGUGAAUGUAAAGGUGUUGCCUCCGCUCCAUUAUAUCGCUUUAUCCCAGAUACUGCUGUUGGACAGCUGGACACAUUUUGUGAAGGAUUGAAAUUAAACAUAAAGAGGAUGCAGCAGGUGUUUGUGUUGCCUUUGACCCAUUAUAGGAUAUAUUUCUGAAGGGCUGGAGUUUUCCCAUGCUGCUCUUAACUGAUCCAGUCACUCAACUCACUGUGAAUCCCCCAAACACUUAGGGGCUGGAAAACAGGAUAAUACGUCUGUAUUCUUUGACUUUGAAAAUGUACUAAAAGCAGGAUUGUUUUGGUAUCAUUCCAUGUAUUUAAGAUGAUAAACACCUCUAAUAUCAAGCCACUGCUCUGAUUGUGUUACAGGCACAUAAAACUGUAAGAAACAGGUUCAGUUGUACAGGAGAACUUUAAAGCACUGUAAGAAAUGCGGAUGGUCCUGGCAGGGAAAUACCAGAUUGGUGUGUGCACAGACACUUUUAACCAGGAUGGAGAUAAAGCAUAGCAACAUCUCCUUGAUGCCAGCCUCUGACAAAAGUCAAACGUCACGCUAUAACAAGGAAUUAAUCAUAAGUUCGACUUCAAGGGUCAGUGCUUGUAAUGUGCAUUCAAAAUAAGUAUGUCCAUAGCUGUAAGGACCUCUUUUAUGCUACAUGCUAGGUUCAUGCUUUCCAAAGAGCUUAAUGCUCAGACAUAUAAUGCCAAAAGUUUAUAUCUGAAAAACAUUGUGCCAAAUUAAGAAGUCAAUUAGGACACGUGAAAAGAAAAACUAUUAGGCUAAGUGUUUACAGUGUCUUCAUCUACAUGCUAAGGCACUGUAAGGCCUUGUCUUUAUUUUCACUCCUGUUUGAUUUUGGCACAAUGUUUUUUUUACUUGAAAAAAUAGAAAAAAAACGCAGUUCUGUCGUACUUUUUAGUGUGCAGGGAGAGCCUUAUUCCUAUUUCCAGUGAAGUUUACUCUUACUCAUCUUCAUCUAUACUAUAGUCAUUUUAGCACAGCAACUUUUCUCUGAUUCGAGGUAGAAUAUAGAAAUAUCAUGUACAAAAAGCAAUUAAAAACAGCAAACUAGCAAUGUAAUAUGACUCAUGACAUACCGAUGUAGUGUUAUUCAGUGUAUGUAAUAACAGUGAGUGGGACACAAGUGGCAGAUGAGACAAUGACUCUUUGACAGUGUCAGUUAUUUCAGAAAUGUAAAGACAGUGAAGUCAUCUCAAUAUGUCUACAUCAUACAGUUUCAGAAGGGACAGACGUAAAACGUUAAUGUUGCUGAUGACCAAGAUUUGUAAAAGACUUGUAAACAGCAAAGCCUUUCCUCAGCUGGUGCUGCCUUUGCUAUCAUGUGUUUAUUAGUUUGAUCUGUUUGUAGAUAAGUGAUGGUUCAAAUGUGUCAUCUUAACAUCAGUAGAAAACAGAAUCUCUGGAGCCUGAGAACAAACUGUGUUGUUCGUCAUACGCCGGCUCCACAUGUGGUAAAUGGUUGUGAUGACCCGUCUGGUAUAUAAACUGUGGGACUCACUUAGGGAAAAAAAAAACGUCUUGAAUAUGACAGCCUAUUAAAGUAGUUUCUGAUUAUGUCAAAAGAAAAA